Molecule: messenger RNA, 706 nt
Organism: Balearica regulorum gibbericeps (East African grey crowned-crane)
Lineage: Eukaryota; Metazoa; Chordata; Aves; Gruiformes; Gruidae
Source: RefSeq, a predicted model, not a curated record
GCAUGGAGCCCUUCUCCCCACCAGAACCAGAGUUUCCUGCAGAAAAGAGCUCGUCGGUGCCGCAGAAAACGUUCCGUGUCCUGGUGGGUGUGACUGGCAGCGUGGCUGCCCUGAAGCUGGCUCUCCCCCUCGCUGAAUUGUUGAAAAUCCCUGGGCUCGAAGUGAAAGUGGUCACUACUGAGCGAGCAAAGCAUUUCUACCGUGCCCAGGAGAUUCCUGUCACCCUCUACAGCGAUGAAGAUGAAUGGCAGCUGUGGAAAGGUCGUUCGGACCCGGUCCUGCACAUCGAGCUCAGGCGGUGGGCUGACCUCAUGUUGGUGGCACCUCUUGAUGCAAACACGCUGGCAAAGCUCGCGAACGGCAUCUGUGACAACCUGCUGACUUGUGUCAUCCGUGCUUGGGAUCUGAGCAAACCCCUGCUCUUCUGCCCAGCGAUGAACACGGCCAUGUGGGAACAUCCCAUCACAGCUCAGCAGGUGGAGCGGCUGAAAGGCUUUGGCUACACAGAGAUCCCCUGUGUGGUGAAGAAACUAGUGUGUGGGGAUGAAGGUCGAGGUGCCAUGGCAGAAGUGUGGACUAUUGUGGAGAGCGUGAAAAGGAUUCUCGAAGAACGGGACUUGCCAACACAGAGCUGAUGGUUUGGCACAUAAAUUGUGUUUCUUUGCCCCUCCGCCACGAUGAUUUGAAGAUUAAAAAACAACAGGAA